Messenger RNA from Cadophora gregata, 1266 nucleotides. RefSeq lists its product as uncharacterized. The record is from RefSeq and is a predicted model, not a curated record. Gene Ontology annotation, biological process: fungal-type cell wall polysaccharide metabolic process. The coding region runs from base 1 to 1266 and encodes 421 amino acids. Lineage: Eukaryota; Fungi; Ascomycota; Leotiomycetes; Helotiales; Ploettnerulaceae. Gene Ontology annotation, cellular component: fungal-type cell wall. The transcript has 3 exons.
AUGUUCACAAGGGUUCACCAUGUUGGUGUCACUUCGAGCUUGGCGACGAACCCCUUGCGCAAAGUCGCUUUCCUACAAUCAGCGCUCAGCGCUCUUUACGAGUUCGUGCAGAUAUUUUUGGAUUAUCACAACUUCAAGACCGCUAGACCUGAUGAGGGAGCACCGUCACUGUCUCGUUCCCUUUUAGUUGCGUAUCCAAGGCGCCAUGCCUCCAGACUCGUGUGCGAGAUAAUUACAAUACUUAUAACCAUUGAGCUGAAUCUCGAGAUCGCUCCUUCACUCGCUCCUCUUUCUCUCCGACACACGCUUCACUCGUUCGCGAUGCGUCUCUCCUCCACCCUCAUUCUCGCAGCAGCGACUGCUAUCUCUGCCCAGACAACUUAUCGCACAUCCUCAAAACGUGGGCUCGUAUUCGUCCCUUCCAAAUCGCCAAAAUUACAACACGAUAACCAGAUAUGGGUUGAACAAGGCAGCGAUUUGACCUGGUACUACAAUUAUCAGCCUGAACCAUCCACAGCGUACGCCAACCGGACACAAGAAGAAUUCGAAUUCGUACCUAUGCUGUGGUCGACCGAUACGAAUUUUUACAACACGGUAAAGGGGCUUAUCGAUGGCGGGAGGAAUAUCACGCAUGUCUUGGGAUACAACGAGCCGGACGGAGAGUCGUCCACGGGAGGGAGUAGCAUUGAUCCCACGGUAGCCGCUACGAACUGGAUAUCUCAAAUUGAACCUCUACGGAAGCUAGGCGUCAAAGUGGGUGCGCCGGCUGUGACGGGAUCACCACGAGGAUUUGUCUGGCUGGAAGAUUUCUUCGCAGCCUGCACAAAACAGGGGACGAAUUGCACUAUUGAUUUUAUUCCUAUCCAUUGGUAUGGAGAUUUCGGUGGUUUGGCGAGCCAUAUGGGACAAGUUAAUGCAUCAUACCCGAACGUGACCCAAUGGAUUACGGAGUAUGCACUCAACGAUCAACCGCUCGAACCCACGCAGGGCUUCUUCAACAUGUCAGCCGAGUACUUCGACCGGCUGGAUAGUGUUGGCCGGUACUCGUACUUUGGCAGUUUCCGCAGCGACGUCUCUAACGUCGGUCCUAACGCUGCUAUGCUCACACAGAAGGGCGAGCUGACUGAUAUUGGGAGUUGGUAUCUUGGUGGAGCGGCUACUAAUAACAUUCCCAAAGCCGGUAAGGAUAAUGCUGGCAGUAGAGGGACGGUGACUAUGAGCUUGGUGGCUUUUUUAUCUGUUGCGGUGGCGUUUAUGGCUUUAUGA